CAAAGAAGAACCUAUUGAAGACAUACAAUUACACACUCUCUCACUACGGAAUGGCGAUGGGACAGACCUUGGCGGCAGAAAAAGGAAGCGGGACUAAAAUGACGGUGUGUUCCCCAAGGUACCCAACUUACCACAGGGAAAAUUUUGUACCGAAUAAUGGAAUGUGUUUUGUGAUGGAGGAGCCAACCAGUGUUACUUCUAUCAGUCCCCCUAAAAAUGAAGUUUUUGUGAACUCUCUAUCAGGAUUCAGCGCCGCAUCAAUAGAGAACAACUUAGUGGUCGGUGCACCAACGGGAACCUUCGGAUGUGGUUCGGUGACGAACUAUGUCCCGGGCAAUUUUCCUUACAUGAACAGAUUCACAGAGAAGUCAAACAACAAGGAGGAAAAGAACAAAGCGAAGGCAUGCAGUUCGAACUACGAGGGGUGGGCGGUGCAGGUGGGAAGGUUUGCUGACUCCUCCUCCCCUCUGACCAUUGCCGCUUCCACCCCCAAGGCAAACAACUACAAGGGACAGAUUUCAUUCUACCAAAUACACGUCAACCCAAAGGACACGCCUCUACAUGUUAUCAAGGGGCAGGAGUUCGGCGCCCUCUUCGGUUACGCCCUGGCCGCCCCUGACAUAGACGGUGAUGGCGCUGCAGACCUCGUGAUCGGCGCCCCUCUUGCCUCUAACACUCCCAACAAACUGUAUGAUAUCGGCAAGGUGUUUAUUCACUACGCACCGCUGGCAGGCAGCAGAAGUCAUCAACCGGAGCAAGUUCUGUUGGGGCGUCACAACAUGGGGCGCUUUGGAACCUCCGUGGCAUCCCUGGGUGACAUCAAUGGGGACACCUACCACGAUGUCGCGAUAGGGGCGCCUUACGCUGGGGAGGACGGCAGCGGUUUGGUUUACAUAUACAACGGUGGGCGAGAUGGAUUGGUACAUGCAAAUCCGAAGGUAAUCGCAUCAUCCAAAUUCUUGCCUGGUGCUCGUGGCUUUGGCUUCAGUCUGGAUGGUGAUUUGGACAUGGAUGACAAUGGGUACCCGGACAUGGUGAUCGGGGCAGUGCAUUCAAACUCCGCUGUGUUGCUCAGGGCCUCUCCAGUCUUAAGAUUAAUUGGGUCUGUCACGUUCAACCCUUCCCCAAUUGACAUUAAGACGAAGGUGUGUGAAAUCGAGCAACCUGGGCAAAAGAUAAUGCGAGGAGUGUGCUUCGAUGUUAAAGUAGAUCUUCAGUACACCUCCAAAGCAACCUUCUCGAAUCUCAAACUGGAGUAUGAGUUGAAGAUGUCUAUUGUUUCUAAUUCAUCAAUGAAGUACGGAUUCAAGCACAACACAGAUAGAACGACGAGGGAGGUGAGAAAAAUCUACAAAGACAGAUCGACUCCGUGGAGUUUGACUAUCUUCGUGCAGAGAUCACGUGACAAUUUGGACCUGGACGUGUCAGUAACAGUGGCGGUGGUAAGAGUGGCGGCCUUUGAGCCUUUUGGUCUGCCUCCUAUUCUGGACACCCUGACGCCCACCUCCUUCAGCAAUUCCUCUCAACUAGUGUGCGAGGAUGAGUCUGGCUGCUCCACUGAACCUGACCUUGUUUUGAAUGCAUUUGGAUCUCCCGUGAUAAUGGUAGACGUGCCAGUGAGGAUUCAUUUGAACGUGUCAGUGGAGGUGAGGAGAGACCCAGCGUACGGGAUAAAGGUGAAUGUCAACUAUCCAGACCACAUUACCUACAAGGACGUGGAUGCUCGAGGGAUCAUACCACAGUGCAGGAUGACAAUGGUUGGAAGGAGUGAGAUUGAGUGUAACUUAGAUGAAGGCAAUGCGGAUGAGCAGAUCGACUUUUGGCUGACCUUCGAACACAGCAAGGAAGAGGAAGAAGAUUUGCUGCUACAAGGCACAACGUUUUCCCUCUCAGUCUCCAAUGACGAACGAAACUCUGACCCCGAUCCUUCCAAUAACCACGCACGGGUCACCAUCCCCACUAUCACCAAAGCGACACUCUAUUCUCAAUACAUCUCCGAGCCUGAAGUCACAGUAGUAGUCGUCAACGAAACAGCAAGUCAGGAGGAGAUCGAGGCGGCAAGGACAGCAGCAGCCACAUUUCCCAUUGAUAGACUCGGCCCUCGGUUUGACCAUAGGUUCUUUCUGAAUAAUCGCGGUCCCAGCCCAGUUCAAGAUGCAAUGCUGCUCUUCGACAUCCCUCUCUACCUAGGUGAAGCUCCCCUCACCUAUUUUAUGUCCCAGCCUGUCACCUCACCUGGAGUCACCUGUGAUCCUGUGCCCAUUAACCCAUUAGGUCUCCAGCCGCCACGCCAGCCAGUGACCGCCUCCGACUCCGCCAUCACUUCCUUCACUAAGGAGAUAACAACAACACAACAAUGGAGGGCAAAACGAGAAGCGAAAGAGAGCACAUCAGCUACCACAUCCCGCUCCACCUCUGUCGACGACUCCACUUUUCCCUACGAUUCCUCCACCUACUCCUCCACCUUCCACUGGACCACAGACCCGGCUGAGUACUUCUCCUCCACCUACGGCUCAAUACAAAGCAAGCAGACGGAGAAUGACAAUGUUCUUAAAUGUAAAGAGCCGGAGUGCUUGAAGUGCACAAAACCAGUGUGUUUGGUGAAGUGUCAUGUUAAGCGGAUCCCAGCUCGUGAUUCUGUUGAGGUCUCUUUCUCAAGCUACCUGGUGACUGCCACACUGGACAAGCUGGGGUUGAGGAAGGUACUCGUGAGAACCUCCCUCACACCAAACGUGACACAAAAGGGCAGUUUAGUAAUCAACCCCAUGGCCAACGCCAUUAUCGAGGUUCACCUGGAAAAACCAUUGAACAAAAAUUUCUUUUCUCUUCUUCCUCUAUGGCAAAUCCUACUGGCAGUGGCCCUAGCUGUCUUCUUCAUUCUCAUCAUUACCUUCAUCAUGUGGAAGAUUGGCUUUUUCAGGAGAAAGAGACCCCAGGCUGAAUACACUGCACAGACAUUUCACCAGGAAGAAAAAACCAUUGACAGUUGCAUAUCAGAGACUCAGUAAUGGAUGUAAACUGAAUGGCAGGGGUGUAAAGUCAUUAAUAGAUAUAAAUUCAAUAAUGGGGGUGUAAACUCAUUAAUGGAUGUAAACUCAAUUACCGGGGUAAAAACACAAUAAUGGAUGUAAACUCAAUGGGAGGGGUGUAAACUAAAUAAUGGAUGGGGUGAAAAAUACAUUAAUGGAUGUAAAUUCUAGUGGGGGGUGUAAACUCAAUAAUGGGGCUUUAAACUCAAUGGGAGGGCGUAAACUUAAUAAUAGAUGUAAACUCAAUGGGAUGAAAACUCAAUAAUGGAUGUAGACUCAAGGGCAGGGGUGUGAACUCAAAAAAUGGAAGUAAAUUCAAAUAUAGGAAAGUAAACUCAAUAAUGGGGAUGUAAACUCAAUGGGAAACAUAAACUCAAUAAUGGGGGUGUAAACUUAAUAAAAGGAAGUGUAAGCUCAACAAUAGCGGUGUAAACUAAAUAUGCAAAGCCAAUAAUGGGUAUGUAAACUUAAUAAUGGAGGUAUAAACUCAAUAAAUGAAGAUGUAAACUGAAUGGAAGGGAUGUAAACUAAAUAAUGGGGAUGAAAACUCAACACCGAAGGAUGUAAACUCAAUAUUAAGGGAUGUAAGUUCAUUAAUAGGGGUAUAGUCAAUAAUGGGGAUGUAAACUGAAUGGGGGGAUGUAAACUCAAUAAAGGAAGAUCCAAACUCAAUAUUGGAGGAUGUAAACUCAAUAAUAGGGAAUGUAAACUCAACAAUGGAGGAUGUAAACUCAACAAUGGGGAUGUAAACUCAAUAAAUGGGAUGUAAACUCAAUAAAUGAGAUGUAAACUCGACAAUGGAGAUGUAAACUCAAUAAAUGGGAUGUAAACUCAACAAUGGAGGAUGCAAACUCAACAAUGGAGGAUGUAAACUCAACAAUGGGGAUGUAAACUCAAUAAAUGGGAUGUAAACUCGACAAUGGAGGAUGUAAACUCAACAAUGGGGAUGUAAACUCAAUAAAUGGGAUGUAAACUC
Portunus trituberculatus (swimming crab) is the source of this 4005-nucleotide messenger RNA. RefSeq names its product integrin alpha-6-like. Gene Ontology annotation, cellular component: external side of plasma membrane; integrin complex. Gene Ontology annotation, biological process: cell-cell adhesion; cell adhesion mediated by integrin; cell-matrix adhesion. Bases 51 to 3008 code for a protein of 985 amino acids. Lineage: Eukaryota; Metazoa; Arthropoda; Malacostraca; Decapoda; Portunidae. Gene Ontology annotation, molecular function: integrin binding. The record is from RefSeq and is a predicted model, not a curated record. The transcript has 24 exons.